UUUGGAGGUGGCUAGCGCUAGAAAAGGGGGUGGAUCUUGUGGUAAUUUAUUCUACAUUUCCGCAACAAGCCAAUUUGAACCGCAGUGGAGUUAUUGGAUUGAAGCAUUGAAGAGAGAGCUAGCUAGAGCAAGACAAGGAGAGAUCGUACCAUGACUGAGCUUGCACUACCACUCGCUCACCACAUUGACGAGGUCUCACCGGAUACCAGUGACUCAGAGUGCUCAGGGACUCACAAAGACAUAUCCGUUCAACCCACACUCAGAGAUGUCGGCAAGAGAGUGCUCUACUAUUCAUCUGCCGAUAAAAAAAGCAAAUAUGGGACCCUUCGAUUCAUCGGAGAGACGGAAUUCUCGACGGGAACGUGGUGUGGAGUGGAACUGAACAAUGCCAGUGGCAAGAACAACGGCACUUACAAAGGAAUUCGUUAUUUCACCUGUGAUGCAAACUAUGGUGUUUUUGUCCCCAUCAACAAAGUUGAAAUGGAUUUUGGACGUCGCAGUCGGCCCAACAGUUCCCCCAGCAGCAGAAGCACGUCAGUUGACAGGGAGAUUAAAACAGGUUCCCUGACAGCCACACAGAAGGGACUGAACACUCUCUCCCUGCAGCAGCAGAUUGUGAACAGACUCUCGGCUCCAGUACAAAAACGCAGCAGCAAAACCAGCACUCAAUCAUCAUCGAACAACCGUCGUCAGCCCCUCAAAGCGUUUGCUACGAAGGGAGUAAGUCGAGAGGAGCCGAGAGAGACAAAGAAACUUCCUCCAUUCAAGUCAGGAGGAAUGGUAAAGGCCAGAAGCACAGACAAUAUCAGUAAGGCGAGUGGAGGUAAUACAACACCAAAGAUGCCCUCUAAGAAAUCCAGCUCAGAGAGAGAUCUGCGAGGAUUUAGUGGUAAAAGCACUUCGACAAAAAAGGAUAAAUUGUCUCGCAAAGUGAGAGUCAACAGCUGCUCAGAUGUCAAUGUACCAGAGCAGCCUGCCCCCUCUAAAGACCCCACCCCUGUGAUCAAGUAUCCCCAGACGUCAACACCCGGCACACGUGAUGAACAUACUCCUGAUGGGUGCUCCUCACCUGAUGACGACUCGGGGAGCAAUACUAGCCAAUCAGACGAUCCUGUCAAAACACCGGCUGUCGGGGAGACGGCUUUUGUGGAGACUCCUACACCUAACGGCCCCAACACACCAAUCAACGGGAAGGCAGGGAUUAUGGUAAACAAGAAGGUGGACACAAGUGGUCUCGAGUCUGCUCCUGUCCUGCUGAUCAAGAGUGAGCUAAAGAAUCCCAGCUACAACCAGGCGACUAUGGCAUUUCCCGAGGUUGUUGCCACACCAAACAAGUGUUACAAGAAUCGGCCCUCAGGCUCUGCCACUCUGGCCCACCCCCUCACACAGCACACAGCCUCACACCAUUCUGAGACAGAGGAGACAGACAGUGUGGUGACUCAGCUACUAGACCCCAAGCACUCAUUGGAGGGUGUGACAGUGGCUGGUGUACUGGCAGUGCUCAGGGAACAACACAGGCUAAACACUUUGCAGAAAAAGGCAAACAAAACUCAAUUAGAUACUCUGAGAAAAGAAUAUUCUGACAGGUUAGAAAAGAUGGAAAGGCAACAGAAAGGAGCUCUCAAGGAGUUGGUGGAGAGACAUCAAAGUGAGAUAAUGGCACUCAACAGAGCACAUGUGGAAGAGCUGAGACGGCACAGAUGAGCUGGGAAAGUUGAACUGAUCGUUGUCACAAAUUCUGGGCUGGGCUCUAAUGAUCGAUUUCACACAUGCAUUGCAUUAUCAUAGGUUACAGCACACUUGUCAUCAAUCUCCAAUAAUUAAGCUACACACUCGUUAUGUUUCACUUUCAGUUCAGUUUCUUGUAAAUUUAAUGUUGUUGCUGUAAAUGUUUUCAAAUCAUAUCCAACCUUGGCUACAAGUCAAUAAUAAUUGUUGUUUCAACUUUAA
Messenger RNA from Halichondria panicea, 1950 nucleotides. Its product is annotated as CAP-Gly domain-containing linker protein 1-like. The record is from RefSeq and is a predicted model, not a curated record. NCBI's taxonomy places the organism in Eukaryota, Metazoa, Porifera, Demospongiae, Suberitida, Halichondriidae. Gene Ontology annotation, biological process: cytoplasmic microtubule organization. Gene Ontology annotation, molecular function: microtubule plus-end binding. The transcript has 8 exons. Gene Ontology annotation, cellular component: cell cortex; nucleus; microtubule plus-end. The coding region runs from base 151 to 1704 and encodes 517 amino acids.